This is a messenger RNA of Pimephales promelas (fathead minnow), 2244 nucleotides long. The record is from RefSeq and is a predicted model, not a curated record. NCBI's taxonomy places the organism in Eukaryota, Metazoa, Chordata, Actinopteri, Cypriniformes, Leuciscidae.
UUUGGUCCUUUCUGAUCCCGAAAGGCAUUAGUCUAAACCUGAGGUGUUACAGAGCAUGUAUACAUACCUCUAGGAUCACAUACACACAUGCACUACAAAGACAUGAAGCUGUCUGUUGUAUUUUCUGGGAGCUGAGGUUUCUGAUCAUAAGGACUGAUUGAAGUUGGAAGUUGAUUCAAAGUAUAGCAGUGCUCACCGAAGGCUCUUCUUUUCUUCUGAAAAUGUGGACACAGGGGCCGUAAACACUUGGAGUGCAUUUCUUCACCUCGAGUUGCUGACCUACUACAGUCACAUUGGAACACUUUCCUCAAAUGCCAGAAAAGAUGAUGUAGACAACAUUAAACUCUUGAGACAUGGCAGCAGUUCAAAGCUCUGCCUUUGAGGACCCAAACCUGGGGUCAGGCCCAGCUGAGGAUGAAAUAUCAUUGUUGGAAGAGUCGGACUCUGGAAGUUUGCUCUCUGAUGACUCCGUUCUCCCUGAUUAUGAACAAGAGGACAAGAAAAAGGAAACUGCCAAAACACUAUAUGAGGCGUGUGUUCAAAACGAUUCAGAAGCACUGAGGAGAGUGUUGGAACGUGGUGUGACCCAUGAUGAGGUCAUGGAAGUUGACAUUAAUGGCUGGAAUGGACUGAUGGUGGCUGCAUAUAAAGGAUUUCUUCCGAUUGUUUAUGAGCUGCACAGCUGUCCACACCUGGACAUUAACCACCAAGACAAUGACGGCAACACUGCUCUAAUGAUCGCUGCUCAAGCUGGUCAUGUCUCCAUAUGUAACUACAUCAUGAAUUACUUCCCUGGAGCAGAGACAGAGAUCAGAGACAACAGAGGAUUCACCGCCCUCAUUAAAGCUGCCAUGCAGGGCAGGACUGAUGUGGUGGCAGCUCUUUUAAUGCACGGUGCUGAUGUAAACGCUGUAGACAAGAACCGUGGUAAAUGUGCACGUGACUGGGCACUGAAAACAGGUCGCUUUGAGACACUGACACGUCUGCGCCACCUUGUACUCCAUCCCACAGCGGAACAGUUCUGUGACACCUAUGUCCCAGAGUGGCCCGACCUUAAGUUGCUGGUCAGCAAAGCAACAGCCAAUAAGAGUGCUGGCCAAAAGUUGACUCAUCAUCUCAAGAGUACAUUCAGUUUCAGUUUUCCACGCGACCCACAGGAAAAUGGCGUCAUGGAUCACAUGGUGCGAAUGACCACCAGCCUACACAGCCCGCUCAUAGCCACGGCCACGCGCCCGCUUUGCCCGAGCAGCCCUCCACAGGUAGGUAAACGUCGGCUGGCUGUGGCUGAGCUGAUGCAGAAGCACUCAGAGAAACAGCUGGAGGAGAGUUCGCUGUGCCAUCGAAACAGCUCCAUCUGCAGCGUUUCUCCAUCUACCCACUCCGUCGAGUCCGUCUCCGUGUCCUGCUGUGCCGAUACAGAGAGGCGUGGAAGUGUGCUGUCCAUUGCUCAGUCCGGCAUGCGCACAUUCAUCCCUCGUAGCGUAGCGUCAAGGCGCAACAGUGUUUUCCCCUCGGGCUGUAUCCCACAGAUCAAGGUCACUAAAUCCUCUGAACCCACUCCAAAGAAAGUGAAGAAGAAUAAAAGGCAGAAAGGUUACCUGGAGCCUCCAAAGUGGAAGUACAAGGAGGCCAAGGAAGAGAAGAAGAAAGAGAAGAAAGCGUUAAAGGAAAAAGAAGAGAAGGAAAAGGACAAGAAAAGCAAAGACAAGGAUAAAAGAAAUAAGACAAAGUGAUGACUAAGGGUUUUUGAAAUCUUUUAAACUCUGAUAAGCACUCACUGUCCUCAGUGUUGUGGGGCAACGCUUGAUGACAGAAUCAGUGAAGCAAUCCAGUGAAGAACGGAUGGGACCUGAGAAGAAGUGCAUUUUGAAACCUCAGCGGUGCAGUCCUGUCUCACGAAAUCAUUUCCUACCAUCAUUGGCAGUUGAAAGGGGAAAUGUAUCAAUGAUCGUUUCAGUCCGUCUCAAACCGUUUAAGAUAUCUGAUUGGAUGACUUGCAAUAGUUCCUAAAUGUAUUCUGCAUUAUGUAUUUAAAUAAACAGCAACAUAAUCAGAACUGAAUUAUGCUAGAAAUAAUUCAGUUCAUAUAUUGAACAAUUUAAUUAGGCAUAGUCCAUCACUAACAUAUAAUUAAAAAACUACAACAAAUUUAUCAUAGCUCAUCUGUACGUAUUUAAAGUCCCCGUGAAAUCAAAAUCGAACCUAUUUACUUUGUUAGCGCAUAUUACUAGUCUUGUGGUGAAC